This is a messenger RNA of Emiliania huxleyi CCMP1516, 945 nucleotides long. RefSeq lists its product as hypothetical. The transcript is spliced from 2 exons. Lineage: Eukaryota; Haptophyta; Isochrysidales; Noelaerhabdaceae. Gene Ontology annotation, molecular function: ATP hydrolysis activity; ATP binding. Bases 1 to 945 code for a protein of 314 amino acids. The record is from RefSeq and is a predicted model, not a curated record.
AUGUUUGGCGUGCUGCAGGACGCGGGCACCGUGGCGCACGGCGCGCUGACCACGCUGACCGAGGCCGACUUUGAGUCGCCACCCUCGGGCGCAAAGUCGGAGGAGAAUCUCGCCGCCGCAUUCCGGCAACUCGACGCGAUCGUCGGGCUCGGCUCGGUGAAGACGUUUGUGCGGCAGCUUGCCGCUCAGAUGCAGCUCAACGCCGAGAGGCGCGAGGCCGGGAUGAAGGCGGCGGCCGACACGUCGCUCCACAUGAUGUUUGUCGGCAACCCGGGCACCGGCAAGACUUCCGUCGCGCGAAUCGUCGCCGCAAUCUACAAGGCGAUGGGGCUUCUCCGGUUGGGGCAUCUAGUCGAGGUGGACCGAUCGGCGCUCGUUGCUGGGUAUGCCGGCCAGACAGCGAUCAAGACGCGCCAGCUUGUCGAGUCGGCGUUGGGCGGGAUGCUCUUUGUGGACGAGGCGUACGCGAUCGUCACCGACGAGCGCGACCACUUUGGCCGCGAGGCGCUCGACACGCUCAUCAAGUGCACCGAGGACUUUCGUGACGACCUGGUGGUGGUGCUCGCGGGGUACCCCGACGAGAUGAAGCGGCUGGCCGCCUCUAAUCCCGGGAUCCGCUCGCGCUUCGCCACGACGAUCAGCUUCCCCGACUACACCGCCGAAGAGCUCAUGGCGAUCACCGACGCGCAGCUCGCCGACGAGCAGCUCGUGAUCGCGCUAGAGGCGCGUGCCAGCCUCGGCAGCAUAUUCCGCGCGAUGGUCGCGGUGCGCGACCGCGAGUGUGGCAACGGCCGGGCAGUGCGCAACCUGCUCGAGCGGGCAAAGCGAGAGCAGGCGCUGCGGCUGGUGGGGCUGCCCGGCAAGAAGAGCAAGGAGCAGCUGAUGCUGCUGCUCGCCGACGACUUUGCGCCCGUGCUCGGCGAGCUCGGCCUAGCGGGCCGAUAG